AUGCCCACCGCAAGUUCUUCUCGCCUCUCACGGCGACAGCAAAGAGCUCCGUCCUCCGACAUCGAAGAAGACGGCCCCAGUCAAGCGCCUGUGCCACAGGAAGACGUAGAUAUGGACGAAGAGCAGGAAGAGCAGCCGCGGCGCUCCAAGAAGGGCGUCAAGAAAGAGAAGAAACGCAAGCAGCAAGACUCCGAUGAAGAGGAAGUGGUCGAGGAGGAGGAAGAGGACGUCCCCAUCCCCGAGCUCGGAGAUCACCCCCUUGACAAGAAUCAAGCACCGAGGAUACACGGCAUGUCUACGGACUGGGGCAUCUUGCGCGACAAGGUGCAUCAGGUGGGCUACGGCUUCACCAGGGAGAUCGCGGCGUCUGUGGCCGAGUUUACUGAGGGAGAGAAAGGCGAGAAAGCCUUGGGGCAAAUCGAUACGCUCAUGCGUGAGCUUCUGGAUACUGAGUUUGAGCUCACUGCCCAUGAGAAAGUGCUGGACGACAUGCACCAGAAGCUUCUUAAGAACGAGAAGAUUGAGGGCGUCUCGGAUAUGUACGGGAAGGGCGUUCAGGAAAUGCUCGAGGAGUACAAGCACAAAACUGCGCGGCAGAAGUAUGCGAAGAGCGACCACUACCAGAAGUUCAAGCAAGCGAUCCACGAGGUGCAACAUCCGGACGCUGCGCUACCGCCUUUGACGGAUCUCAUCCCGACCGAGGACGGAGAUGACAGCGACGACGAUGACGACGUACAGAUCGGUGGUGUCACUCAAGACUACAAGUGUCCGCUCUCCCUGACCAUCCUGGUGGACCCAUUGACCUCAAAACUCUGUGGACACUCGUAUUCCGCUGCCGCCAUCAAAGAAUAUCUGGGGUACCCACGGAGUAACAGGAAGGAAUGCCCGGCGACUGGCUGCAAGAAGGAGAUCUCCAUGGCAAACCUGGAGCCUGAUAAGGACCUCGCCAAGCGUGCGAAGGAGGCAGCGCGCCGCGAGCGCGCAAAGGAGGACGACAGCGGCGAUGAGGAAGUCAUCGAGUGAUCAAGACUCCCGCUUGGUCUAUAUCUCCUACAGGGACACUGCUCUGUGCUUAACUGCUGCGUCUGUGCUUACAUCGUACUGUACUUUUCUAAUAGUAUAUUACAUCCGCGAAUGCGAUCGCU
This is a messenger RNA of Trametes versicolor FP-101664 SS1, 1145 nucleotides long. RefSeq names its product SUMO ligase MMS21. Gene Ontology annotation, biological process: protein sumoylation; double-strand break repair via homologous recombination. Bases 1 to 1023 code for a protein of 340 amino acids. The transcript has 6 exons. Gene Ontology annotation, molecular function: SUMO ligase activity; zinc ion binding. The record is from RefSeq and is a predicted model, not a curated record. NCBI's taxonomy places the organism in Eukaryota, Fungi, Basidiomycota, Agaricomycetes, Polyporales, Polyporaceae. Gene Ontology annotation, cellular component: nucleus; Smc5-Smc6 complex.